Molecule: messenger RNA, 1049 nt
Organism: Pseudo-nitzschia multistriata
Lineage: Eukaryota; Bacillariophyta; Bacillariophyceae; Bacillariales; Bacillariaceae
Source: the annotation of a GenBank genome assembly
CAACGACGUGCGGUACCAAACGGUAUGGCAUAAGAUAUCCACCAAGCAACCAACAUAGAACAAGAAGAGCAAACCAAUGGCAACCAUAUACCACUACCCUACGUCCCAUUGCAGCCGCAAGGUACGUAUGGUUGCCGCUGAACUGGGCCUGCCUCACUCCCUCGCCACGGUCGACAUCGUCACUUGCGAAAACUACGACCCUGCCUACGCAAAGCGGAUCAACCCGGGCAUGGUCGUCCCGUCGUACUUGGACAUCGACAAGAAAACGGUGGUGGUGGAUUCGAGRGCGAUCAUCGAAUUCCUAGUGGCAAAAUACAACAGAACGUUCAGCGACAUCGACCUAGUACCACCGGCCGGAGAAAAGAAUACCGCGAGCGAAUGGAUGGACCGAAUGGACGCCCUCGAUAUCGUGACGAUCUCCAUGGGGAGCGGGAGGUACCUCCCGCCCUAYAUUGUGUACCUCCGGCAGGCCAAGGGGUUGCGCCUCACAAAACUGUACGCGGCGCGGUUUGCCUCCAGCGAUCCCCCGCUGGCGAAGCUCUACCGGGACCGUCGCCUGCGGCUGGAGCGGGCCGCCUCGAAGACCCGGUCGGGGGAGAGCCUCUCAUUCGCGUUCGAGAGGCUGAAAGCCGAUCUGGGGGACAUGGAUGMACUGYUCGAAUCCGAUGGCCGGYCCUGGCUGUGCGGGGACCGGUUCACGAUCGUGGAUGCGGCGUGGGCGCCAGUCUUCAAGCGCCUCGACGACAUAGGGUACACGGAGGAGGCCUUGCUCGGGUUGCCGAGGGUACAAAGCUACUCCUCAGCGCUCAAGCAACGGCCGUCCUACGCCUCCGCCAUCGAUGGGUUUCCCCCACCGAUCCGCUCGCCCGCCAAGAAAGUGCGGGCGGUUUGCGCCCUGGUCUACGACAGGCUGGUGGGGGGGAAGGAAACCACCCUCGCGGUGGCUUCUGGGGUUGCGGCUGCCGCCCUUGYGUUCCAGAGGAGCCGCUAGCGUGCCGGGGACCCUUCGCGGUAGCUUUUCUCCWRGGGCUAUAACAGGCUUGGAAAUG